This is a messenger RNA of Saccharomyces mikatae IFO 1815, 1071 nucleotides long. RefSeq lists its product as uncharacterized. The record is from RefSeq and is a predicted model, not a curated record. Gene Ontology annotation, molecular function: oxidoreductase activity. The transcript has a single exon. Lineage: Eukaryota; Fungi; Ascomycota; Saccharomycetes; Saccharomycetales; Saccharomycetaceae. Bases 1 to 1071 code for a protein of 356 amino acids. Gene Ontology annotation, cellular component: cytoplasm.
AUGUCUAAAGUACUGGUUAUUGGAGCAGGCGGGGUAGGGGUUAUCGCUGCGCUCUCAUUAUGGUUUAAGCGUGAAAGUGACAUUUCCCUAGUUGUUAGAUCAGAUUACGAUAAGGUAUUGAAGCAUGGUUACACGAUCGAAUCAUGUGAUUAUGGCCACUUAGAAGGUUGGAAGCCAGAUCACGUCUACAGUACUGUCGAGGACGCUGCGGCGGACGCAAAUAACAAAGGAUACGACUAUGUUGUAGUAACUACUAAGAAUAUCAUAGACGGGCCUGCUGACUCUAGAGUCCCCAACAUCAUUAGGCCCGUACUUGAGAAAAACAAGAAGCUACAUGGAGCACAGUUGACCACCCACAUUUUGCUGAUACAGAAUGGCAUCGAUAUCGAGAAGGAAAUUUGGGCGGAAUUCCCCAGUGAGGAGUACAAAUACACGGUGCUUUCUGGUAUUCAGUUGAUAGGAUCCACCAAGAUUGGGGCUGGACAUAUCAGCCAAAUCGGCAAAGACCACUUAUCAUGUGGGGCCUUUGAUCCACAGGACACCGCUGCUGUCCACGCAGCGAACGAAUUUGUUAGGAUGUACAACAACGAGGGGCACAACUUUGUCGAAUUCGAUCCCAGGGUUCGUUACUCUCGAUGGAAGAAGCUGCUCUACAAUGCUGCUAUCAACACAUCCACAGCACUCGUAGGUUUAGAUGUUCCGCGUUGCCUAGAAUUUGGAGUCGACAAGAAAAGCACCGAAAGUGAACUGUUCCAUCCUGCCAUGAGGGAAAUCAUUGCCAUUGCAGCAAGCGAGGGCAUUAUUAUCGAGGAGGAGUUCAUAACAAUGUUCACGGAGAUCACGAGAAAAAAAGUGUUCAAGCCAUCCAUGUGUGUGGACCGCGAAAAGGGCCAGCUCAUGGAACUAGAAGUCAUUUUAGGCAAUCCCAUUAGAAUCGCCAAGGAGAAUGGCGUCCCCACACCUACUCUUUCUAUGCUUUACAACCUGCUUGUGCUAGUGCAGGCCAAACUAAAGGAACAGAAAGGCCUGUUGAAAUUUGAUGAAGUAACCGCUAGUCUCUUAGACAAGUAG